Messenger RNA from Nothobranchius furzeri (turquoise killifish), 1877 nucleotides. Lineage: Eukaryota; Metazoa; Chordata; Actinopteri; Cyprinodontiformes; Nothobranchiidae. The record is from RefSeq and is a predicted model, not a curated record.
CAGUCACGUCUGCCACAUGAGCAUGCCAGUCCAUUUGCAGCAUCAGGAACUUCCACAACUUUGUGUUCAGAUCAGGGUCUGAUUUGGUCCUCAUCCGACAGCCAACAUGACUAUAAGGACAGCCCGUCCCAACCGGGGCCAGCAUGUCCCCCCUCGCAUGCACUGCCUGAAAAAGCUGGAGGCCAUUGUGGUAGAAAUGCAAGACCCAAAAAAUGGAGUUAAAAACUCGGUGCAGAAGCUUAACGUUACCACCAUCCCACAUGCUGCUGCUGGAAAUGACAUCAUAGCAUGGAUUAACACCAAGAUGAAGACCACUGUGGAAGAAGCUCAAGUGUUUGGUACCAUGCUAGUGGCAUAUGGCUACAUCUACCCUCUAAAGAACCACAAUAAACUGGUGAUGUGCAAUGACUCCAGCCUCUACCGCUUCCAGACCCCGUACUUCUGGCCAACACAGAAAUGGGUUCCAGAGGAUUCUGAUUAUGCUAUUUACCUGGCAAAGAGGAACAUCCGUAAGAAAGGCCAGCUUGAGCCAUAUGAGCAGACUCAUUACAACCACCUUCAUGAAUGGCUCAACCACAAGUGGGAAUUUAUUGUAAUGCAAGCCACUGAACAGUACAAGGCCGGUAGAGACCGGAACAAGCCAGACCGAGUCAUCUUUGACUGCCAGGAGAGGGCCUAUUGGAUGGUGAACAGACCUCCGCAUCGCACUCACAGCGCUCUGGACUGUGGCCCAGAACGACUCAUCGACCCGAACACCGAGGAGAGAAUCUCCUUUGACCAGUACAGACGUGUGAACGUCUUCUACCAACAAGCCAUCAUGAGGUCAAAGGUCAAAUCUAGUGUGUCACUUGGAGCGUUGGUUAAAUACAUCACAACCUACAAAAACCACGACCCAUUCCUGGCUCCCUGCCAACCCAGCAACCCCUGGCAGACGGACCAUGAUGCGUACUGGACUCUCAACAUGAGGAGAGUUGAGGCUCCCACGAAGAUGCGGGUGGAACGCUGGUCCUUCAGCUUGUUCGAGCUCCUGACGGACCUGAGAGGCCGAGAUGAUUUCAAGAUCUUCCUUAAGAAGGAGUUCAGUGGUGAGAACCUGGCCUUCUGGGAAGCAGCUGAAGAACUGAAGUGGGGCACGGCUUCCUCCAUGUCCACUAAGGCUGAGACCAUCUUCAAGACCUUCCUGGCCCCUGGUGCUCCCCGAUGGAUCAACAUUGACGGAAGGACUAUGGGUCUUACAGUGAAAGGCCUGGAGCAUCCUCAUCGAUACGUCCUGGAGGCAGCUCAGACACACGUCUUCUUGCUCAUGAAGAAGGACACAUUCUUCCGUUACCUGAAGUCUCCAACAUACAAAGAGAUCCAGAAGAAGGCUCUGAGCCCCGAGACUCAUAGCUUCAGCCCAGCCCAGCUGCAGCAGAACGCUCAGAACCGGAGCCCAGGAAUCCAUCCCAUCAUUCUGUGGCAGCAGGAGGAGGAGGAGAAGGCCAAGGCUGCUGCUGCCUCCGCUCCAGUCGAUGUCAAAGCGGUGAUGAGCAAAAUCGACAGGAAGAAGUAGACGAGGGGCGGAUUUAGGGCUUCUGGAAAUCAGCCUCAUCUGAACAUGGAGCCCAAAUCGGUUCUAGCGAGGAACCGGUCCUGGUUCUAGAGUACGUGCAGGCAGAGGGGCUGAUGGGAAAGGAGUUCUUAGGCUGUUGUUUCAUGUUCGUAGUGGCAGAAAACUGCAGUUUUAGUGCUGCAGACUCAGAACAUACAGCAGGUGUGUAGACGAACAGCUCCACAGGCUGAGAUGUUGGGUUCAUCUCAUCAGGACCACAGGAGGCUGCAGAACCGUUAAAAGUUCUCCUUCACUUGUUUUGUGUUUUUCCAAUAAAUCUGCUGGU